AUGGUCAGCCCGCCGAAGACGCCGUCUGGCCAUACAAUAGGUAUCGGUCCACCGCACCACCUUCAACCACCCCUUCAUCUCUUUGGCCGGGUCAAUCCUAGGCUCUGCUCCAAGUAUAUUGCCCGUCUUUAUCUUCACGCCGCCCACAAGGGCCUGCCGCAGACAGCGAGCUCGAAUUCCGCCAAUCAAGCCGAAGGGCACAUUAUUACCCAGGGCCAGUCGAGCUCCCCCAGCCUGGAACGAUGUACACUAUCGUGUACCGGUAUCACCCUCCGUGAUGGAGUUCGGAUGGCGAGAUCUCGGUUCCUUCCAGAGAUGGCAACCGGUUCCAUGUUCCCGUCCUACUUUAAAGUUUCUCUUAUUAUGUUCCUCGCGAACCUCUUCUCUUCAAGCAAUCCCAAGCUAUCUCUCUGCUAG
Molecule: messenger RNA, 417 nt
Organism: Colletotrichum paranaense
Lineage: Eukaryota; Fungi; Ascomycota; Sordariomycetes; Glomerellales; Glomerellaceae
Exons: 1
Coding region: 1-417 (138 amino acids)
Source: RefSeq, a predicted model, not a curated record